Psylliodes chrysocephalus is the source of this 471-nucleotide messenger RNA. The record is from the annotation of a GenBank genome assembly. Lineage: Eukaryota; Metazoa; Arthropoda; Insecta; Coleoptera; Chrysomelidae.
AUGUCAUUAUUUAGGCCAAAAAAUGUUGAAUGCGAAAUUUCUAAUAAAUUCAAGGAAGGCUACAUCACAGAGGAAGACUAUAACAACCAUAUAACAAGAAAAAGAGAAGCUAGAAGCGAAAUGGAAAAAGAUAAAGAAACUGAAAAAUUUGUCUAUACCGUCGAUCCUCAGACUGUGGUACUCUCACCAAAAUCCAACACAUUAGCAGCCUUUACUAUAAGACGAAAUUGUGCGUGCAUAAUUUGUGUUAUUUUGACAUUAAUAAUAAGGAUGGAUAUUGUUAUCUAUGGCACGAGGGAGAAGGGGGGCUUAAUGCAGAAGAAUUUUCAUCUAGCUUUCAUUUUUUCAUUGAAACCCACAUUUUUCCAUUCAGUGAUGAAGAAAAUAGAAAGAUCGUUUUUUGGAGUGAUGACUGCGCAUACCAAAAUCGUAAUAGCUAAUAUUGCUAUUAAUUUGACAAAACAAUAUUAA